AUGCCUAUUAUACAACAAAACAAUCUCACGUUUGCGGAGACCUAUUUGCUGGCCUCCAAGGUCAAAGACAAGUUGACCAAAGAGGCUGUCAACCCAAAAACAAACUUGCGUCUCUUGGUGUGCCAGGCCAACUUGCUGGACAAUUUGAUGGACACCCUACAGAACCGCAAUGAAUACCAACCAGACACAAAUACCGUCGCAUUCAAGGGCGAUUCAACGAUAUCGUUAUUGGGAAACGACUCCGUUGUUACAACUACCGAGCUAAGUGACAGCGAUGAGGAGUACACUGAUGAUGAGUCAGAUUACAGCUCCUCCAGCGACGAUGAUUACACUUCAGACGUGGAAUACACGCAAUACCAGAGAAAGUUACAGCUAAAGAAUUCGAAUGACGAUGAGAACGAUGACAAAUCAGAUGAUGAGGAACUUGUUUACUACUCAAGUGACGAGUUCGACAGCGAGUCGGAGGACGAAAACGAAGACGACGACAAUGCGUUUAAAUUACAGAGGCUACGCCGUUUUUACAGCAGUAGUGCAACGGAAAAUACACUUGAUAAAGACAACUUACCUCAGUUAGAACAUUGCUCCUCGGCAUCAUCUUCUGAAUGUGAUGAGGAAGAAGAAGAUUUUGCCGUGGCUGUUCAAGGUAAAGACAGACCACAAGAGUCGUAUACAAACCAGGAUCCAAUGAUGAUGGUACAUGCCAUAGAACAAGGUCGACGUUCGUCCAACUCUGUGGUGGUGCUAUGUUAG
Messenger RNA from Komagataella phaffii GS115, 750 nucleotides. RefSeq lists its product as hypothetical. Bases 1 to 750 code for a protein of 249 amino acids. The record is from RefSeq and is a predicted model, not a curated record. The transcript has a single exon. Lineage: Eukaryota; Fungi; Ascomycota; Pichiomycetes; Pichiales; Pichiaceae.